Molecule: messenger RNA, 923 nt
Organism: Culicoides brevitarsis
Lineage: Eukaryota; Metazoa; Arthropoda; Insecta; Diptera; Ceratopogonidae
Gene: EMC3
Product: ER membrane protein complex subunit 3
Exons: 3
Coding region: 84-848 (254 amino acids)
Biological process (GO): protein folding in endoplasmic reticulum
Cellular component (GO): membrane; EMC complex
Source: RefSeq, a predicted model, not a curated record
CCAAAUUCUAUGACAUCUUCGUCAAUUGACGUGAAAAAUUUAUCAGAAAUUCAGUUCUGCAUUUAAUUUUUAGCUUGUAAAUCAUGGCAGAGCUCCUAAUUGAUCCCGCAAUUCGUGUAUGGGUCUUCCUGCCCAUCGUGCUGAUUACCUUUUUGGUAGGAAUUUUGCGGCAUUACACGUCGAUUCUGGUUUCGUCGCAGAAAAAAGUCGAAUUAACACAAAUUCAAGACAGUCAAGCGAUGAUCCGUGCUCGAAUGUUGCGGGAAAAUGGAAAAUAUUUAAAGUACCAAAGCUUUGAGAUGCGACGACAUUUCUUCAAUAACGAGGAAACGGGGUAUUUCAAGACACAAAAAAGAGCUCCGCAAGGUCCCAAUUCGACGGCAAUGCUCACGGAUGUCGUCAAGGGGAAUUUUAUUAAUGUGUUGCCGAUGGUUGUGAUUGGCGGAUGGAUUAAUUGGAUGUUUUCGGGCUUUGUGACGACAAAAGUUCCGUUCCCGCUGACUCUUCGGUUCAAACCCAUGUUGCAACGAGGCGUCGAAUUGGCGUCUUUAGAUGCGGCUUGGGUCUCGUCAGCUUCGUGGUACUUUUUGAACGUCUUUGGGCUGCGAAAUAUUUACACUUUAGUCCUUGGAGAAAAUAAUGCUGCCGAUCAAACCCAAACAAUGCAAGACCAAAUGUCGGGAGCAGCAAGUUCCAUGCCACAAGACUCCAAAGCCGCAUUUAAGGCGGAAUGGGAAGCUCUCGAGAUCACCGAGUACAAUUAUGCGCUGCAAAAUGUCGAGGCAGAGUUGUGUGUGAAGGAGGGCAUCAAUGGAGGGCAAAGCGCCCAUCAAAAUAACAUUAAAUAAUAAUUUAGGGGGACGCGGGAUUGAAUUUUUAGAUAAAUUAAUUGAAUAUUAAAGUAAUAGAGAUCAAUCAAUAUA